UCUGUUCAUAUUGUGCUUUCCAUCUCAUCUAAGCAGUGUUUCUCUCCAGCAGGUGGAGCUGUGACGAUUGUGUCUGUAAGAACGUCGCACAGCAUGCAAGGAAACUGAGAAGACACUCGUUCAACAUGACGUCCUCCCCGCCCUCAUCUCAGCCAUAGGAACACACACACACACACACAUACACGCAGAAGAACACACACAUCACACUACAGCCCCAGGGUUUGUGAGGUGUGCGCUUUGAGGGAUCAUGUCUGUGGUCUUCACACCUGACGGGACGGAGGAGGGUGAUGGCUCUCUGUCCACCGAUGCUUCCGCAGGCAUCCAUGGCAAAAGCAGCCCGUCGGCGCCCGCUAAAGACACCAACGCCGACAGCACAGAACCAGACGACAACCUCUCCCAGGAUGCACAGCGACGCUGUCAGAAUCACGGCCACACUAGGAAACGAGCCAAGUCGAAUGCAAAGCUCAAGCUGGUGAGGAGUCUUGCAGUUUGUGAAGAAUCUUCAGGACCGUUUUCAACCGACUGUCCUCUAGAAUCACAGGACGUCAUUCAGCUUCACAUCAGCUGUCCAUCGGAUAAAGAGGAGGAGAAAUCCUCGAAAGACGAGUACGAGAAUGAGGAAAGGGAAAAGAAGGAUAAAACUCCACGCAAGAUGCUCUCGCGUGACUCCAGUCAGGAAUACACUGAUUCCACAGGGAUCGAUGUGCACGAGUUCCUGGUGAACACACUGAAAAACAACCCCAGAGACAGAAUGAUGCUGCUCAAGCUGGAACAGGAUAUCCUGGAUUUCAUUAAUGAUGAGAAUAAUCAGUAUAAGAAGUUUCCUCAAAUGACCUCAUAUCAUCGCAUGCUGCUGCAUCGGGUCGCUGCCUACUUUGGCAUGGAUCACAACGUGGACCAAACCGGCAAAGCGGUCAUCAUCAACAAGACCAGCAACACACGCAUCCCCGAGCAGAGGUUCUCUGAGCACAUUAAAGACGAGCGCAACAUGGACUUCCAGAAGAAGUUCAUCCUGAAGCGAGACGAUGCCAGCAUGGAUAAAGACGAUAAUCAGAUCCGGGUACCGCUGCAAGACGGCCGCCGCAGUAAGUCCAUCGAGGAGCGAGAGGAGGAGUACCAGCGCGUCAGAGAUCGCAUCUUUGCACGAGAAUCCUCACAGAAUGGAUACAUCAUUGAUAACAGGGGUAACAGGGAAAGCUCCAGCCGGGCAUCUAGCAGUCGCCAGAGCAGCACCGACAGCGACAUGAAGAGCCUGGAGCCGCGUCCGUGGAGCAGCACAGACUCGGACAGCUCCAACCGUACGCUCAGACCUCCGGUCACCAAAGCCAGCAGCUUCAGCGGCAUCUCCAUCCUCACGCGCGGAGACAGUCUGGGCAGCGCCAGGGGCUCCCGAACAGGUCUUCCCACAGUCACUCUGGACGUUUGUACCCCAGCUCAGCCGCUCCAGCAGAGCCGCGGGCUCCUGCCGUGUCCCCCGAACUGCCCCUCCGGAGCCCCUCAGACCCCGAGCCAACCGGCCCCUCCGCCGCUGCUGCCGACCCCGACUCUCACACACACACACUCUCACACACACACUCACACACAGCACGCCAUCAGCGCGCACAAUCACAUGCUGCCUCAGCCGUCUGCGCAGGCUGUGUCUUACUCAAACCCUUCGUGCCCUCAGGUCAUCUUGCCUGUUUCUCCUUCCCAGCAGUACAACAUGGGAGAUGAGUUGACUCCAGGUUUUGGGCAGAUGUCUCUCAGCCGUCAGAGCUCCAGCGAGGCACCUGAGCCACCCAGCCUAUACCAGCCUCCACCCGCCGUACUAUCCCAGCAUCCUCCACCGCAGCCCAGCUACAUCUUGCCCCCGCCGCCCUCUGGAUACCAGCCUGCCGCUCCACACCCACAUCCUCCUCCACCACCGCCUCCACCAACACAACCCAUCCUACAGACAGCUCCGCCCCUCUCUCUCUCUCUCUCUCUGAUCCAGGUUCAGUAUUAUUCCACCGGAGGACAGUAUCCGAAUUCAGGCCAGCAGUUCCGCUCCAUCUCUCACCAGGUGUCAUACCCCACACAGCGCUCUCAGCCGCUGCCCCCGCCGGCGCAGCCCUCCGCUCCUCUCCAGCCCAUGAUGACCAAUCAGCAGCCUGCGUACCAGGGCAUGAUGGGAGUCCAGCAGCCUCAGAGCGCCAGUAUGAUGAACACACAGCGCACGGCCAUGAAUGGACAGAUGCCGGGCAUGAUGGUCCAGUACCCACCCAUGCCCUCCUAUCAGGUGCCUGUAGCUAAUGAGAGUCAGUCUGUGGUGCAGCAGCAGUACCAGCAGCCCGUCAUGGUUCCCGCCAGUCAGUCUGUACAGGCAGCCAUGCCGACCGCGGCACCCAUGCCUGUCUACUACAGCGUACUGACGCCCACACAACAGAACAGCACAAGUCCGUCUGUGGGUUACUUGCAGCCUCCCAGUUCAGAUCAGUACCAGAUGACCCAGUCUGCCUCACCCUGCAGCCCACAGCCAAUGCAACAGCAGUAUUCAGGGGUUCCUCCUCCUGGUCCUGGUGUGAUGGUAAUGCAGCUCAGCGUCCCGAACGGACCGCAGCCGACCCAGAAUCCUCCGCUGGUGCAGUGGAACCCCUGCAAGUACUACAGCAUGGAGCAGAGACCCAGCAACCCCGAGCCGCAGGUAACGGCACUAGGAAAAACUAAAUUCGAAUUUUUCAAAUCGUUCUCUAUGUGCAGUAAAGAAAGAUCUGAGAAUCUGUCCUGUGCCACUGAAGAUCGGAGCCAGAUUCUCCUCAUAACUGAGCAACUUAUUUCGGAUGUAGCUGAACCAAUGGGCAGUCUACUUUAUGUGUGUGUGUGUGUGUCAGCAGAUGGACGCUACUCUUUACUGGGGCAGCCGCUGCAGUACAGUCUGUGUCCUCCUCCCAUCAUGCACAACCACAACCAGUCCUCCUACAGCUCCCAUCAGAGUCAGGGAGUGAUGAAGCACGGAGCGCGGGGGAAAAGACAAACGCUCAAAUCUGCCUCUACAGACCUGGGAACUACUGACGUGGUGGUGAGUCGGGUGCUGGAGGUGACCGACCUCCCCGAGGGCAUUUCCCGUCCAGAGGCCGAGAAGCUCUUCAACCAGCUCUCGCUCUGCGGCGCCAAGAUCCAGUGGCUGAAGGACCCUCAGUGUCCCCGGGGCCACGGCGGCGGACGGGGAGACGCCAGGGACCCCGCUAACCUCUACACCGUGGUGGCUGUGUUCCCCAACACAAUGGCGGCCCAGAGCGCCUCCUUCAAACUCAACAACAGCGGCGGGAGUUUGUUCAAACUGCGCGCCACCAAAAAGAACUAUGACUUGCGCGUGCUGGAGCGAGCGAGCUCGCAGUGAGUCGGGAGAGAGAGAGAGGAAGUCGAAGAUGUCAAAGGGAAGAGAUCAUCCUGGUGUUCCUUAGGGAUCUUUUUUAUUGUUUUGUAUCAUUAACCGAAGAGCACAUAUGACACAGAAGCGUGUUGCGUUGUGUGUAUCGUAUGACGCACACACACACACACACAGACACACUCAUAAACACAAGCGGACAUCUUAAA
Sinocyclocheilus anshuiensis is the source of this 3555-nucleotide messenger RNA. RefSeq names its product R3H domain-containing protein 2-like. Lineage: Eukaryota; Metazoa; Chordata; Actinopteri; Cypriniformes; Cyprinidae. The transcript is spliced from 24 exons. Gene Ontology annotation, molecular function: nucleic acid binding. The coding region runs from base 248 to 3358 and encodes 1036 amino acids. The record is from RefSeq and is a predicted model, not a curated record.